Molecule: messenger RNA, 4055 nt
Organism: Nelumbo nucifera (sacred lotus)
Lineage: Eukaryota; Viridiplantae; Streptophyta; Magnoliopsida; Proteales; Nelumbonaceae
Product: P-loop containing nucleoside triphosphate hydrolases superfamily protein
Molecular function (GO): ATP binding; ATP hydrolysis activity; kinase activity
Source: RefSeq, a predicted model, not a curated record
AAAACACACACAGAGGCCAGAACAUGGACGAUGACAGAAGUCGCGAAAUCCAUAAAACAAAACAAGGAAAGAAGGAAUACGGAUCCCAAGACGCAACAUCGGAUCCCCGUCGUUGAACAGGGAUCCCAAAAGCUUUACCGGUAAGAAAGAGAGAAAAGAAAAGAAAAAACUAGUUAACGGAGCAUCUGUUGCCGGGGUUUCUCUUCCGACGGAAACAACAUGAAAAGCAGAGUAAACGCCACAAAUCAACUGAACCCAUCCGUGGAUUCUCUAAAUUCUGUUAAUCUGAGUGUUCGUUAUCUCGCUCCUUCAUGAUUGGGCUUUUCUUCCGGUACUAAUUUUUUGGAGCCUGGAGGAGGGGCCAUGGAUGACGAAGUUGUUCAGCGAGUGUUUCAGGAAGGAGGCCGAGAUUACUUCCAACAGCUCGCUCCCUCAUCUUCCUCUUAUUCUUCCAUCCUACAGUCUCUUCCUCUCCAUGUGUCCUUUGAUCAUGGGUAUUAUUUACUAGUUAAAGCUGUUCAAGAACUCCGAGAAAAAAAGGAGGGCCUUGUCACGGUCGGCAUUGGUGGUCCAAGUGGUUCUGGUAAAACAAGCUUAGCAGAGAAGGUAGCAUCUGUACUUGGUUGUACUGUCAUAUCAAUGGAGAACUAUCACGAUGGAGUUGAUGAUGGGAAUGAUCUUGAUUUGAUAGAUUUCAGUACUUUAAUUCAAAAUCUUGAGGAUUUGAUGAAAGGUAAAGAUAUGUUGAUGCCAGUGUUUGAUUUUCAAGAGAAAAGACGUAUUGGUUCAAAAACAGUGAAGAGUUCUUCUUGUGGGGUGGUAAUCAUUGAUGGAACUUAUGCUCUACACUCAAAACUACGCUCUUUACUAGAUAUUCGAGUUGCAGUGGUUGGUGGUGUUCACUUUAGCCUUCUUUCUAAAGUACGAUAUGACAUUGGGGAUUCUUGUUCCUUGGAUUACCUUAUUGACAGCAUCUUCCCAUUAUUCAGAAAGCACAUAGAGCCAGAUCUACAUCAUGCCCAGAUUAGAAUCAACAACAGCUUUGUUUCAUCCUUUAGGGAACCUAUUUACAAACUGAAAUGCAAAAGUGAGCAGUCUCCUGCUGGACAUUCAGCUUACUCUUUUCAUGGAAAUGAGGCACAGUCAGAGAAUUUUAUUGAGAUGUACCUCAGACCACCAUCUGCAAGUGAAGAAGCACGGAUUAAUGACUGGAUAAAGGUGCGGCAGUCUGGCAUCAGAUAUUAUUUGUCUCUAGGUGAUCAGAGGAUUGUUGACAAGAAUUACAUAAUCAGACCAAAAGCAGAGUUUGAGGUUGGACGGAUGACUUUGGGAGGGCUGCUAGCUUUGGGAUACACUGUGGUAGUUAGUUACAAACGUGCGUCUUCAUCAGUCAGUAAUGGAAAUGUGUCAAUAUCACUUGAAAUGAUUGAUACUCUUGGCGAGACAUUCAUGGUGUUGAGGGGCACAGAUAGGAAAGUAGUUGGUGCAGAAGCUUCUAGAAUGGGCAUCAGUGGACCAUGGAUCACUAAAUCAUAUUUAGAAAUGAUCCUUGAAACCCAAGGUGUCCCACGUCUUAAUACACCACCACCUCUGUCCAAUACACCUUCAGUUGGGGGUCAAGAAAGGGUGAUUGGUGCCCCAAAGCCAAUUCGUGUUACUCCUAACCUUGUUAAGAGGCUUGAGGAUCUAUCUCUUCCUUGGACUCGAUCCCCAACAAAGUCCCAAAUGGAGCCUGUGCUAGCAACAUGGCAGUUCAUCUCCUCGGACCAUCCACAUGCUGACAGCUCAGUCAUAGAUUCUUCUGCUUUCAGGGAUAACUUGCAGCUUGUUCCAAUGCCUGAUUCAUGUGAUUUGGAUAGAGGCUUGCUUCUUUCUGUUCAAGCAAUCCAGGCAUUAUUGGAGAAUAAGGGCCUCCCUGUUAUUGUUGGCAUAGGAGGUCCAAGUGGAUCUGGAAAAACCAGUUUAGCUCAUAAAAUGGCAAAUAUUGUUGGUUGUGAAGUCAUUUCUCUUGAAAGCUAUUAUAAAUCUGACCAAGUAAAGGACUUUAAGUAUGACGACUUUAGCUCUCUUGAUCUAUCUUUGCUCUCGAAGAAUAUUCAUGAUAUAAGGAACUGUCGAAGAACUAAAGUACCUCUGUUUGACUUGGAGACUUGUACUCGAAGUGGUUUCAAGGAACUUCAAGUUUCUGAAGAUUGUGGAGUGGUUAUUUUUGAAGGAGUGUAUGCUCUGCAUCCUGAUAUCCGAAAAUCACUUGACUUGUGGAUAGCUGUUGUAGGAGGCGUGCAUUCGCAUCUCAUUUCUAGAGUUCAAAGGGACAAAAACCGGGUUGGAUGUUUUAUGUCACAGAAUGAAAUUAUGAUGACAGUGUUUCCCAUGUUCCAGCAAUACAUCGAACCCCAUCUUGUUCACGCACAUCUUAAAAUUCGAAAUGACUUUGAUCCUGUGCUUUCUCCUGAGAGCUCACUGUUUAUUCUUAAAAGUAAUAAACAGGUGGCAUAUAAGGACAUAUUGGGAAUACUUGACCCUGCAAAGUUCUGCAGUUCUGCUCAGAAUUUUACUGAUAUAUAUUUACGGCUACCUGGAACACCUUCUAAUGGACAGCUGGCUGAAAGUGAAUGCAUACGAGUUCGGAUGUGUGAAGGCAGAUUUGCAUUAUUAAUACGUGAGCCAAUUAGAGAAGGAAACUUUAUCAUACAGCCUAAAGUGGAUUUUGACAUCAGCAUAAGCACAGUUGCUGGACUUCUUAACCUUGGGUAUCAAGCUGUGGCAUACAUUGAAGCAUCUGCAUUAAUUUACCAAGAUGGAAAGAUUCUUAUUGAGGUUGAUCAUCUACAAGAUGUCCCAAAUCCUUACAUUCAAAUUAAAGGAACAAAUAAAGAUGUAGUGGCUGCUGCUGGUUCAUCGCUUAGCCUGGAUGGUUCAUAUACAACCAAGAGUUAUCUUCAAAUUAUUCUGGAAAGCUUGCCAGCAUUUGAAAGAAGCUCAAUAGGAAUUCAUAGUCACCAAGCUACAAGAUUGCAGCAACUUGUGGAUUUCAUUCAAUCUCAGGGCAGCAGUUCUAUUGCAGAAUCCUCACCAAGAAGGGGGGUUUCGCCAAUGGAAGUUGUAAUUGAAGACCUGCAAUUGCGGAUCAGAAGGCUUGAAAGGUGGCACACAAUCAACACGGUCCUAUGGACAUUUCUCAUGUCUGCUCUUGUUGGCUAUUCACUUUACCAGAGGAAGCGCCAAUAGCAACAAUCUAAUUAAUUCCUUCUAACAUGUUAAGAGGAAGUCCUAGUGGUUCUUCCUAGCUAACCACAUAAAUAUCAAGCUACACAGAAGGAACAGUGCUAACAUUUUUUGUCAUCAAAAUUAACUUAAAUGUCAAUGAGUUGUUUAUAAAUGGAAAGGCCUGCUAUUGUGUAUACUGGCAUUCUAGUUGCAUCAUAUCAGCUUCUGUUAUCCGGUUGCUCCAAGGGAAACCUGAGCAUUUACUUGAAAAGGCACUCUUACCAUUGCAGCUAAGCAGUAGCAGGCCGUUUGUAGUCUCAAUCAAUAUGCCCAGACAUGAAACCUGUGUUCAGAACUUCAGAUCCCAUCAACAGUACUUACCUACUGAAGAAAUGAUAUUAUAAGUUGACUCUAAUGCUGUGUUUGGUUUGACAAGAAGUUGAGGGAAGCAGAAUAUAUGAAAUUCCUCUCAACUUUCUGUUUUUCUCUUAUUUCCAUCAAACCAAGCCUAGCUUAGCCUUGUAUUGGUCAGACUCCUGUAAACAAGCAUUAACCAACCACAAUCAGUUCCUGGCGUUAUGGUCCAAGUCAACUCCUAAAAUCACUUCUCGUGGAAAUUAGUCCUUUGACAUUGUAUAGUCACUGCUUGUGCUUGACUUUGAAACCUAUUGUGGACUCUCCUUUAAGUUUUUUAUUUGAAGAACUUUCAUUCACAACGAUGAAUGUCAGUCUCCUUAAUUAUUUAUCUUAUGACUUGUUGACGUUCACUUGUUUUAGCUUUAAAAGAACCAUUGUUGCAAACUGAUUGUUGACUUUAUUGCAAAUUACAAUAGAAGCUUUUCCCA